Schistocerca cancellata (South American locust) is the source of this 2439-nucleotide messenger RNA. RefSeq lists its product as uncharacterized. Bases 213 to 647 code for a protein of 144 amino acids. NCBI's taxonomy places the organism in Eukaryota, Metazoa, Arthropoda, Insecta, Orthoptera, Acrididae. The transcript has 5 exons. The record is from RefSeq and is a predicted model, not a curated record.
UCCAUUUCUCUGAUAUUUUGAUAAUUUCUGACAUACCAAAAGAAGUGAUGUCACAGACAUUCAGUGUAGCUGUGUUGUGUGUGUUCUUUUCAUAACUGAAGUGUUAAACAAGCUGUAGUCUUCAGUUGUGUUGUGUUCUGCUUCUUCAGAGCCUCAUUUUCACACAUUAGCUACUGCAACUGCUUACUUUUCAACAGCACCUAGUUCUUAAAAUGGACCAGGUAAGAGAUAAUACUCCAGUUUACAUCACUGCAGGAGUUUCAGGAGGUCUCUUUUUUGCACUUUUUGUGAUAGUUAUCUUCACAUACUGGCAGCUCAGUAGGUUAAUGAAGAGGUUCGAAAAACUGCAGCAGAAGGACAAUAAUGUAUACCAUUACCUGAGCCCAACCAUACAACCAGAUGAAGAAUUAUCCAAAAGAGGAUUCUCCAUGUACACAGGGGAUAACGUGGAUGUUGAAGGUGCACAAAGGUCUUCUAGAAGAAGCAGCAAUUCUGAAGAUAAUCGAUAUAGCAUCUCAAACGUAGUGUUUGCGCAUGAAAGGCAAAACAGAGAUACUGAAAGAGAGCAGAGUUCUUCCAGCAGCAGCAGUAAUGGUAGAGACCAAAAUAGCACCUCAAACUUAGUAUUUGCUCAUGACAGGUACUGAAGCUUUGGUGCAUUUAUGAUUAUAUAAAACUGGUCCUACUUGAGACAGUAUUUGGUACAUUCCUCCAAAUACAGAAGAAAAUUUAGUAUUCAGGGUGCAUAACUACUGAAUGACAAUCCUACCAACUUCAAUCUCAAAUUGACAGUGUAUCUCAUAGAUUUGUGAACUGAAGAAAUAUUUAUUGUAAUUUUGAACAACCCUCAGAUAAGAAGCUGUGAAGCACCUGUUCAAAUAUUAGACAAAUCUAUAUCAUAUUUUACUUUUUAUAUAAUAUUAUUAUUAAUCAUUCUGUUUAGAAUAAGUCAUUCUAAUAGCCAACACAGAACAUUGUUAUGUGUUAAGGAACAACUAUAGUUGAGUUAUCCUGAAACAAUAAAACAAAUUUAGAUCAUAUUUCAGAUUUAUAUCUUAUCAUUCAUGAUGCUCAUCUCAGCAACAUAUUCUAAUAACAAAUAUAGAAUAUUAUUAUAUAUUAAACAACAACUUAUCCUACAACAGAUGAAUGCUAUAUUUAACAUGUAAUGCUGAUUAUUACAUCUGAAUCAAAGUUAAGUGAAAAACUUUGGAAAAAACUGUAAAUUCUGUUUCAUUUUCCUUUCAGAGUGCAUAACAAAUAAGACUGCAAUGUAACUGUCAAAUAUUUUACUUAAAAAUGAUUGUAUCACACUGUAAGUGGUCUUUGUAAAUGCAUAUCACUGCACAUUUUAAAAUGCUAUCUUAUCCUAACUAGAUCCUUAAAUCGUAGGACAAUUUUACUCAAAGUAAUGAUUGUAUACAGUCCCUGAUUUGUUUAAGGCUACAUUUUUCUACUCUAAUAUGAAUUCACAUGCAAGAAUUUAUUGUGCAACAUGUUUCACUUAUUGGUUCAUGAAAUAAUUCUGUUGUUUUCAAUGAUAAUUCACUGACAGAUGAGUCAAACACUUUGUUAAAUCACAUGAGAUUUCAUUUUCAUUCCAUGCACUAUAGCUGUUACAUUGAAUGUCACUAAUUACUGCCACUUUUAUUACUGUGUGUGCAUGCAGAAUACGCUGGUUUCAUUCAGAAUGUUUAUUCAUCCCUAGUGAGAAACAGCCUCUAGUGCAAAGCACUGAAUACUUACCAUACACGUAAAAUUUUAAGCCAACUUAAUGUUAGCCAGCAUAUGUUCUUAUGUUACUAUCAAAUUACUAAAAAUGUACACAUACUUUGCACAAGAAAAUCUUUUGCCUUUUGUUUCACGAAUGAGUAUUGCUUGUAACAACAGAUACACCUGUGACAUUUGAACAACCCUAAUGUGUUUGUUGUUGAUAAAUGAUUAAAAAUAUAGCAUAUUUUUAUCUAAGAGUUAAUGACUUUUCCUUUUGCCACUUUCAAACAAAUACCUGUUUAUACAAUAUAAUUGCGUAACUGAAGACUAUAAAUUUAUGAAGUUAUUACUAUAAAAUGUAUAUAGGCCUAAGGCUACAUUUUAUCUUUCAAUAGUGGUAAGCUGCCUCAUUUUCUCAACUCAGCACUCAGGAGUUUUUAUUAGAGACUUAAAUUAUUGUCAUGGAGGUGAUAAUAUUUCUUCACUAUUUGCUUUUUUCUGCAUGUUUUCUUUCACUCUCCAAAUGGAAAAUUACAGGAUAUUUUGUAGAAUACCUAUAUGAGUUAGGUAACUUUUAUCACACAUAGUAAAAUUAUUAUACUCUGAUGAAACUGAGCAAGUCAGUUUCUUGGUGACAACAGUCAAUAUGAGGCCAUGUUCAGAGAAUGUUUCCUGUAAGUGCUGAUAGAAGUCACUUGUGAAAGAAGGUAGUUCAUGAGGAACUCA